AGAGAAAAAACAAAAAUGGCUGCGCCCAGUAUGCAUUGUAUGUUCGACGAGAUUCGCAAAACUUUCCAAAUCAGCGAAAUUACAGACAACCAGCGAAAAGCCAUCGCAGCAGUGAUAAAUGGUCACGAUGUUUUUGUGGGAACAAGAACGGGGAGCGGCAAAUCUUUGACUUACGAGUGUUUACCCAUAGCAAGACCGAAAUCUAUAACACUUGUGAUUGCCCCACUUGUCACCAUUAUGUCGGAGCAGUGCAGUAAACUGGAGCGUCUAGGAUUCCGGGCUACGUAUAUUGGUAAAGAUCAUUCAGAAACGGAAAACAUCAAACGUGGACUGUAUGAUUUUGUGUUUGGUAGCCCGGAGAUUUUAGUAGGCGAUGUCACAUGGCGAGAGGUUUUGAAGACCCAAGUAUACCAAGAAAAGCUUAAACUAAUUGUUGUUGACGAGGCACAUACAGUACUACAGUGGGGAGAAAGUGAUGGUGAAGAUGAUCCUUUUCGAGUAUGGUUUUCUAAGAUAGGAGAGCUUAGAUCCCUCUGUCCUUCGGCAUCAUUAGCAGCUUUGACAGCAACAUCUGGGCCAGUGCAGAGAAGAAAAAUUAUGAAACUUUUGUGUUUUCAAGCCAACAGUACCAUUAUCUUAGACUCACCAGAUAGGAAAAAUAUUAAAAUCUCAUCACAGUGUAUCCCAAACAAUGAAAAUUUACAGAAAGUGUUUCACUGGUUGAUAGAGGACCUGAAAAUAAAAAAAGACAAGCUUCCAAGAUAUAUUAUUUUCUGUGAAAGAAUUCAAGAUGUCUCCAAAAUUUACACAUUAUUUGUAAAAAUCUUUGGAAAUAACUGCGAUUUAUUUGACAUGUUCCACAGUAAGACAAGUGAGAAGGUAAAAGACAAAAUAAGAAAAGACAUGAACACUGAUGGGACAAUAAGAAUUCUUGUGUGUACCAAUGCUGCAGGGAUGGGGGUCAAUUUCCAUGGUGUGAACAAUAUAAUUCACUUUAAUUUACCCAGACAAAUGGAUACCUUUGUUCAGCAGAUGGGAAGGGCUGGCAGAGAUGGUGGACAAUCACACAACCUAAUUCUCUACAAGACACAUAAAGGACACUUGAAAAGAGUUGAUCCUGUUUUAGUCAGACUAGCAAAAGAUAACAGCAAAUGUCGGCAUGAAUUGCUAUGUGAAGCAUACUUAGUAGCUCAUAGCACUAUAUCCCCUCUUCAUAACUGCUGUGAUGUCUGUGACAAAAAAUGUGAAUGUAAACAAAGUGAGUGUCCAUAUACUCAUAGAUCUUUUUUAAAGGAUGAAUGUGAAUCUGAAUCAUCUGAUGAUGAAGAAAUUUGUAGACAAGUUUCAGACAAUGACAGAAAGAUUUUGAACCAAAAACUUAUUUCAUAUAAACAUUCUAUGUCAUUUUCUGCUUGUGGAGGUAUUGUUGAUAUUAUACAUGGUUUAACUGAUGAGCUUGUAACUCUUAUAGUGCAAAAGUGUGACAAAAUAUUUACUCCUGAUGAUGUUCUUAAAAAUUUUCCUAUAUGGUCUUUCCAAACAGCUUUUGAAAUAUGCACUAUUGUUUCAGAGGUUUUUGGAGAUACAGAAAUGUAUAAUCUGCUUGAAGAAACUGAAGAUGAAGAAUUUUAAUGUUUCUUUCCUUUCAUUAAAAUUUCCUUGAUUUA
This is a messenger RNA of Magallana angulata, 1667 nucleotides long. Its product is annotated as ATP-dependent DNA helicase RecQ-like. Gene Ontology annotation, cellular component: nucleoplasm; cytoplasm; chromosome. The record is from RefSeq and is a predicted model, not a curated record. Gene Ontology annotation, biological process: double-strand break repair via homologous recombination; telomere maintenance. Gene Ontology annotation, molecular function: 3'-5' DNA helicase activity; nucleic acid binding; ATP binding. The transcript has 2 exons. Lineage: Eukaryota; Metazoa; Mollusca; Bivalvia; Ostreida; Ostreidae. Bases 16 to 1632 code for a protein of 538 amino acids.